AUGCUCAGUUGGAGGCUGUGGUCUGUACUUGCAGCAUUUGACGAUGAAGUCAAGGUGGGAACUGAUAAGGCUUUAGUAGCCGAGCUAAGUUCUACGGAUCGAAAGCGGCAGGAUAUACAAGGAAUACGAGCGUGGGCGAUAUUUAUGGUGGUUGCGUUCCAUUUUUUUCCCACAUAUUGUCCAAAUGGCUACGUAGGAGUAGACAUGUUUUUCGUCGUGUCCGGCUUUCUGAUGGCAAUGAUAAUCACCAGAGCAUCGCCUAUGAGUGCUUCGUCUCUUUUGACUUUUUAUUAUAAAAGAAUUAAACGGAUACUGCCGCUGUAUUACAUGGUGUUGUUCGCGGUGCUUAUACUUGUCGUAGUGAAGCUACCUGCGUUUCGCUCCAUAAAUUUCACAAGUUCUCGCAGGGCAUUAUUACUCAUCGCAAACAUCAAGUUCGAAACUGAUCCAGUAAAGGAGUACGAGAGAAUGUUGAAAAAUGCUAAUGAUCUUCUUACGCACACUUGGUCUUUAUGCGUCGAGAUGCAGUGGUACUUGCUGGCUCCCCCUCUUUUCUUUCUGCAGAGCUUGCUACUACCAAAGACGAUAUUCUUCUUGGGAAUCGCAUAUGCUUCUAUGCAUUUCUAUUUCAUAGUUGACGAUAACACCGCUUUCUAUAAUGUUCUCGCAAGGAUGUGGCAGUUCUGUGCUGGCAUAAUUGCUUUUGUGCACAGCGAUGAUAAGACCUGCACAACACAGACAUAUCAGUUGACAGAGAGUGAGGAUAGCUUGCAAGAGAAAGGAAAAUUGGGCUGUACUGACGUCAUUUCUUGGUUGAUAUUUGUCCUCGCCGUAAUGGUACCAUUUGUGUGGAUACCGCUACCAAAGCGUUUCCUUCGUAUAGAGACAACGAUCAUGACAGCCAUAUUAAUUAGGCUAGGCAAACGUCACCAGACAGCUAUACUUAUUAGACAGGAGGUAAUGUACGUCGGGGAGAUAUCAUAUGCUCUUUAUCUCAUACACUGGCCUGUUCUCGUUGUAAUGAAUUACUGGUAUCCUGAGGAUCCACUAUCUUUGAUGCGUCAACUGAAUGCUGCAGAAACUCCAGGUGGUCAGCAUCUGUGGCAUGAGGACUGCACGUAUAGCGCAAGAUUUCUGAAAAUGUCAGCUGCACCAUUUGGACUAUGUACAAUGAAGAAAGGAAACGGUACAGUGGAUAUGCUGGUCGCAGGAAACAGCUUUGCUUGCAAUCAGGGCGAUCUUAUUUACAACGCAUACAAAGCGUAUGCGAGAAAUUUUCACAUAUUUUGUGUUUCGGGGUGUGAAUUGUUUUCUCCCAUAUGCCAGCUUUCCUUCAACUUUACGCAAAUAGUUGAGGAAUUGAAGCCAGAUGUCGUAUUCUUGAUUGAAAGAGCAAUUCUUAUGAAAACACCGUUCAAUGUAAAGCAACCAAUUGACAGAAAUAAGAAUUUUGGUCUUUAUAUGAAAUUACUGAGAUAUCUAGAGAAAAAAACGAAGAAGAUAUAUAUCCUGCAAGCUCUACCGAGCUGUGUACCCUAUUGCUCCGCUAAAGCUAUGCUGUAUUUGAAAAAUGGGAAAGCCUUGAGUACAAUCAAAGAUGGUCUUAUAGUAAGAGAUGAGUACUUUGCUCGACAUCGAAUUUGGGAACUCAGCAAAAGAUGCAAAAAGUGUGAGAUAGUUGAUUACAUGCCAAUGCUUGUUGAUAAGAAGGGACAAUAUCUUGGUUACAACCCCAUCACGAAUCUCAUGUAUCUUGAUGAAGAAAAUCAUUUCAACAGAUUUGGCAAACAAACUAUACAGCCCAUCUUCGAGAAGUUGGCUAAGCAGUUUGUUAUACCUUGA
Cylicocyclus nassatus is the source of this 1842-nucleotide messenger RNA. The record is from the annotation of a GenBank genome assembly. Lineage: Eukaryota; Metazoa; Nematoda; Chromadorea; Rhabditida; Strongylidae.